CUAGCCCUCAAACUCUUCUACACCACACUUGCUUUCCUCACAAACAACAGCAAAGCAAAGCGUUCUCUCUCUCUCUCUCUCUCUCUGAACCCUCUUUUUCUGACUCUCUCUCCCUCUCUCUCUCCGACUCUUCUCUCCCUCUCUCUCUCCGACUCUUCUCUCCCUCUCUAGCCAUAUAUCUAUAUAUAUCACAUCAUCAGAUAAAUGGUGUCACUCGUUUACAGAUUCCUGAAACAGAGACACAUAAUCCACCUAAAGCUUCUCAUGAUUAUACUCAUGAGCUGUAUACCUGAUAGAAUCGAAUUAUGCUCCAACCAUUUCAAAGCAGCUCCAAAAGUACCAUCUCAUUUCAGCUCCUCUAACGUCCCUUUGUCUUUGGAAACACUAAGCCUAGAUGGAUACUUCAGCUUCGAGAACAAUCAGUAUGCAGCAAAUGACUUUGGCAAUAUGCACCAUUUCCUACCAUCGGCAGUCCUGCAUCCAAAAUCCGUAUAUGAUAUUUCCUCCACAAUAAAGCAUAUAUUUCACUCGGGUUCUGGUUCAGAAUUCACAGUUGCUGCUAGAGGCCAUGGCCACUCCCUCCAAGGUCAAGCACAAGCUCACCGAGGUGUGGUUAUCAACAUGGAGUCACUUCAGGAACAGGAAAUAAAGGUUGUCACUGGAGAGCGGCCUUAUGCAGACGUUUCAGGUGGCCAGUUGUGGAUAAAUAUUCUGCAUGAGACACUUCGGUAUGGGCUGACGCCAAAAUCUUGGACUGACUACCUUUAUCUCACUGUCGGCGGGACUUUAUCAUAUGCCGGCAUCAGUGGACAGGCAUUCAAGCAUGGACCUCAGAUCAACAACGUCCACCAGCUCGAGGUUGUCACAGGUAAGGGAGAGGUAGUUACCUGUUCAGAAGACCAAAAUGCUGACCUCUUUCACGCUGUCCUGGGAGGGCUUGGACAAUUUGGCAUCAUUACUCGUGCUAGAAUUUCCCUUGAAGUAGCACCCAAGAUGGUGAAAUGGAUUAGAGUUCUGUACUCAGACUUCUCAACAUUUUCUCAGGACCAAGAACACCUAAUAUCAUCCCGAAAUUCAUUUGACUAUAUUGAGGGUUUCGUUAUUAUAAACAGAACAGGUCUUCUAAAUAACUGGAGAUCCUCCUUUAAUCCCAAGGAUCCAAUUCAAGCAAGCCAAUUUAGUUCAGAUGGAAGAACUCUCUAUUGUUUAGAAAUGGCCUUAUACUUUAACCCAAAUGAUGAGGAUAAUAUGACCCAGAAGACAGAACACCUCCUGUCAGAGUUGAAUUUUAUUCCAUCCACUCUCUUCCUAUCUGAGGUUUCUUAUCUUGAAUUCCUAAAUAGAGUCCACAUUUCAGAGAUAAAACUUCGAGAAAAAGGACUGUGGGAGGUUCCUCAUCCAUGGCUUAAUCUCCUGAUCCCGAAAAGCAAGAUACACAUUUUCGCUAAAGAGGUCUUUGGCAAUAUGCUUAACCACUCAAGCAAUGGCCCCAUCCUCAUAUACCCAGUGAACAAAUCAAAGUGGAACAAUAAAACGUCCUUGGUUACCCCUGAUGAAGACAUAAUUUACCUGGUAGCGUUCCUAUCCUCAGCAAUGCCAUCUUCCACAGGAAAAGAUGGCUUGAACCACAUAUUGACCCAAAACAAAAGAAUUCUACAAUACUGCGCUACAGCUCAUCUAGGAACUAAGCAGUAUCUGCCCCAUUACAGCACCCAAGAAGAAUGGCGAGCUCACUUCGGUUCUAAAUGGCAAGUUUUUUUAAACAGGAAAUCAGCCUAUGAUCCUUUGGCAAUCCUAGCGCCUGGCCAAAAAAUAUUCCAAAAGGCAAUACCUCUUAGUGACACCUAGCAAACCAGGAAGAAAAAAAAUUACCCUGCAGUCCCCUGUGGCAUUUGGAAUACAGUAAUGCCCGAACCUAGAAAUUAGUGCCAGUCAAGUCUUAAUGUUCAUGGUCUGAACUCUCAACCAGAGACAGCAAAGUCAAAAAGAAGCCUGUGGAUUUUCUGACAAUUUUGUUGGGAACUUAGAACAAUCAAAUAUAUAAUCAAACGUCACAAUGUAAAACGACUAAA
This is a messenger RNA of Humulus lupulus (European hop), 2072 nucleotides long. RefSeq names its product cytokinin dehydrogenase 1-like. The coding region runs from base 205 to 1848 and encodes 547 amino acids. NCBI's taxonomy places the organism in Eukaryota, Viridiplantae, Streptophyta, Magnoliopsida, Rosales, Cannabaceae. Gene Ontology annotation, biological process: cytokinin metabolic process. The record is from RefSeq and is a predicted model, not a curated record. The transcript is spliced from 5 exons. Gene Ontology annotation, molecular function: cytokinin dehydrogenase activity; FAD binding.